CAAUGCAUGGUAUGACUCCUCUGAUGCACGCGGCGUGUAAGGCGCAGGUGGAGGUGUGCAGACUGCUGCUGCAGCACGGAGCCGAUGUCAACUGCAACAAGCAGGAGUACGGAUACACAGCCCUCAUGUUCGCUGGACUGUCAGGUAACACUGAGAUCACAGCGAUGAUGCUGGACGCCGGGGCGGAGAAGGACCAGGUGAACUCAGUGGGACGAACUGCUGCACAGAUGGCGGCUUUUGUGGGUCAGCAUAACUGCGUGACCCUGAUCAAUAACUUCUUCUCGUGGGCCCGUCUGGAGUACUACACACGACCCCAGGGCCUGGAGACGGAGCCCAAGCUGCCGCCCAAGCUGGCCGCGCCCCUGCACAAGAUCAUCAUGAGCACCAACCUCAACCCCGUCAAGAUGGUGAUGCUGGUGAAAGAGAGCCCCCUGCUGGCGGACGUGGGUGCGCUGGAGAAGUGCUACCGCGUGAUGGACCUGCUGUGUGAGCAGUGUGUGAAGCAGCAGGACAUGAACGAGGUGUUGGCCAUGAAGAUGCACUACAUCAGCUGUGUGCUGCGCAAGUGUCUCUCCUUCCUGCGCCAGCGAGACCACAACCUCAACGCCCUGCUGAAGAGCCUGCUGAAGGGGCGGGAUGGGGACGGCUUCCCUCAGUACCAGGAGCAGUUCAUCCGCGACGUCAUCCGGAAGUUUCCCUACUGCGAGGCCACGCUCCUGCAGGAGCUGGUGUACAGCAUCGCCCCAGUGGAGAUCGGAAACGACCCCACAGCCUUCUCGGUUCUGACCCAGGCGCUGACGGGCCAGAUGGUUCUGAUGGACUCUGAGUUCUGUGCCACGUGCGGAGAGAGAGGCGCUGAGAAGAGAUGCACACUCUGCAGAAUGGUGGUGUAUUGUGGGCAGGCCUGCCAGAGUCUUCACUGGUUCACCCAUAAGAGGGUGUGUAAGACCCUUUGGCAGCCGAGCAGCCAGAUGGACCCCGCACAACUACGAGAGCUCCCAGACCACGAUGAUGAGGUCAGCGUGACGGAGGACAGCAGCGUGACGGAGGACAGCAGCGUGACGGAGGACAGCGGCGUGACGGAGGACAGCGGCGUGACGGAGGAGGAGACGGCCAGCUCUCUGAGGGAGCUCCACCUUGGCCCUGAGGUCAGCGAGGCCGACGCCUCUUCCUCCACCUGCGAAGCCUCCGCCUCUUCCUCCACCUGCGAGGCCUUCGACGACGACGUCCCGAUGACGUGCCCCGCCUUCCCCACUGACUUCCACUUCUGAGGGCGUCUGCAGCACACACACACACACACACAC
Clupea harengus (Atlantic herring) is the source of this 1304-nucleotide messenger RNA. Its product is annotated as ankyrin repeat and MYND domain-containing protein 2-like. The annotation marks the transcript as partial. Gene Ontology annotation, molecular function: protein binding. The transcript has 9 exons. The record is from RefSeq and is a predicted model, not a curated record. NCBI's taxonomy places the organism in Eukaryota, Metazoa, Chordata, Actinopteri, Clupeiformes, Clupeidae.